AUGGGGUGCGCGUGCAAGUUCAUCCAAGGAAGCAUUACUCCACCUCUACCGCCUAGUUACAUCCGUGAUAGAAAUUCUGUUGCGCCACCGUCAUCUGCUCUAAAAUCCAAUCCAGUGUUGCUGCCUUCGCUUAGUCUCAAGGCCUCACAAUCUCACGCUCAUGGACUGCCUUGGAAACGGUUUAAUGCAUAUACUAUCCUGCUGGACAAUGGCGGUUGUGACUCUGGCAACAAAAACGGCGGCGGCGGCGGCGGCGGCUGGAAUAAUCCAUUUGAGUCAUCCUCAUGGUGGUGGCAUGACGAAGGUAGUUCCUUUUCGGGUUCUUCUGGGCAUCACCCGUUUAUCUUCUUAUCCUUCUUCUUCUGCUCUGUGGGGUGUUGCUUCUGCCACCUCCGAUUGGCUUAUGCGCUGGCAUCAUCAGAGGAGUGUGAGCCUGUGUGGGAAGUGAGGGGAGGCAACUGGACCAAGCUUAUUCCUGAUUUUGUUAAGGAUGCCUUUGUUGUUGCUCAUGAAGUUGGUUUUGGUUCAUUAAGUGUUGGGAAUCUGUGGUUACAAUGCAAACAUCUGCUUAUGCGAUUGAUGCUCCCAGAAGGCUAUCCCCACUGCGUUACCAGUGAUUACUUGGACUACUCUCUAUGGAGAGGAGUUCAGGGGGUCGCCAGCCAAGUUAGUGGUGUCCUUGCCACUCAGGCAUUGCUUUACGCUGUUGGAUUGGGGAAAGGGGCUAUUCCGGCCGCUGCUGCUGUCAAUUGGGUCCUUAAGGAUGGAAUUGGAUACCUCAGCAAAAUUAUGCUCUCAAAAUAUGGAAGGCAUUUUGAUGUCAAUCCAAAAGGGUGGAGGUUGUUUGCUGAUCUUCUUGAAAAUGCUGCCUUUGGAAUGGAAAUACUCACUCCUGCAUUUCCCCAUCUUUUUCUUUUAAUUGGUGCUGCUGCAGGUGCAGGGCGUUCAGCUGCUGCACUUAUUCAGGCUGCUACCAGGAGCUGUUUCUAUGCUGGUUUUGCUGCUCAAAGAAACUUUGCUGAGGUGAUUGCUAAGGGUGAAGCUCAGGGAAUGGUGAGCAAGUCUGUUGGUAUCAUGCUCGGUAUAGCAUUGGCCAACUACAUAGGCUCUUCUACAUUUCUUGGCCUUGCUUCUUUUAGCAUUGUCACUUGGAUCCACAUGUUCUGCAAUCUGAAAUCAUAUCAAUCCAUUCAAAUAAGGACUUUAAAUCCUUAUCGUGCAAGCUUGGUUUUUAGCGAAUAUCUUCUUAGCGGCCAAGCACCUUCUGUCAAAGAGGUCAAUGAGGAGGAACCGCUUUUUCCAGCUGUACCAUUUCUUAACUUGAAGCCUGCAAACCAAGUACAAUCAACAGUAUUAUCUUCGGAAGCGAAGGAUGCUGCUGUUGAAAUCGAGCAGAGGCUGCAGUUGGGAUCCAAGCUCAGUGAUCUAGUCAACAGCAAGGAGGAUGUGCUUGCACUGCUCAGUCUAUAUAAGGAAGAAGGCUAUAUUUUUACUGAGCACAAGGGAAGAUUUUGCGUAGUGCUUAAAGAAACAUCUUCACUACAAGACAUGCUGAGAGCAUUGUUCCAUGUCAAUUAUCUGUAUUGGUUGGAGAAAAAUGCAGGAUAUGAAGCAAGAGGCACUUCCGCUGACUGCAAACCGGGAGGAAGGCUGCAAAUAUCUCUAGAAUAUGUGCAGAGGGAAUUCAACCAUGCCAAAAACGAUGGAGAAUCAAUGGGUUGGGUUACAGAGGGGCUUAUUGCAAGACCUUUACCUAAUAGAGUUCGUCUAGCUUAUGUGGCCGUACCAGAUGGGCUUAUUCCAUGA
Prunus armeniaca (apricot) is the source of this 1806-nucleotide messenger RNA. The record is from the annotation of a GenBank genome assembly. NCBI's taxonomy places the organism in Eukaryota, Viridiplantae, Streptophyta, Magnoliopsida, Rosales, Rosaceae.